CGCAUAUGGGCUUGCGAGUGGCACAUUCAAGUUGCUCAGCCACCGCAAGUACGAUGUCUUCGGUCUCACAAGUCGCGGCGUGCGUUUCAAUAGUAGCAAAUGUGUUAUGCGCCGGCACUGUCUUCAUUUUCCCCAUCUUGUCUCCGAGCCUUGCACACAAGUUGACGCAACCUCAGCUCACCUCGAUCGUAUUGGCAGGCAUUGCUGGCCAGUAUCCGUGCACGCCUUUUGUAGGUCGCUUGGUUGACCAGCGGGGGCCUCGUUUAAGCUCCCUCAUCGCCUCCGUUCUCUUUUUUGCAUCGUUUGGUUUAUCUGCCGUGGAAUUUCAGAGGAUUCUUGAGUCUCCCAGCGGCGCCUCCUCGACGUCUGCGUAUGUGCUAGUCCUGUUAUUUGCGUGCGGAGGUUUUGGAACCGUAUUCUCAUAUUUCUCAUCUCUCUUCGCGGCUACACGCAACUUUCCGGCGUACCCUGGUACCGCCUCGGGCGCAGUCAUGGCUCUAUUCGGACUAUCACCUCUGGUUCUGACCUCCAUUGCCACGCAUUUCUUUGCGGACGAGACGGGAAGCCCCGACUCCCUGCAGCUGGUGUCGCUAAUGAAAUUUCUUGCUAUCUUCACUGGUGUUGUCCACGCGGUCGGCUUCUUCUCGCUCAAAAUAUCAAACACUGCGCCGGUUCAAACUGAAGACCCGGACGAAACAACAUCUCUGCUCGCAAACCCGCCUAAAGUAGUUGCCGUCAAUUGGACUGAUCUAUUUCAUGACCGAUAUUUCUGGUUCCUGUUUGCUCUCUGUGUGUUAAUCCUUGGACCUUGCGAGAUGGUCAUGUCAAAUGUCGGGACCAUCGCACUUUCCUUACCGGCGACGUCGGGGUCGUCACCCGCCACUCAGGUCCAGACCCUUGCCACGGCGAAUACACUAACCCGCAUCAUAUACGGCUCCUUGGUCGAUCUUCUUUCGCCCGCUGCUGGCUCUUCGAGAAAGCAAUAUCUUAGUCGGGCAUGUUUUUUGAUCGCCCCCAGCGUCAUCUUCUGUGUCACGUUGCUUUUCACGGCAAUAGGCAUCCGAUCUAGGGAUGAUCUCUGGGUCCUUAGCGUUGGCACUGGGAUUGUCUAUGGUGCUACAUUCACCGUCUUACCAAGCAUCAUCGGCGCAGCAUGGGGCCCGCAAAAUGUCGGAAGAAACUACGGCAUAAUCUCCUAUGCGCCUCUCCUGGGGACCACCCUUUUUUCGUACUUGUAUGCCUUCGACGUGUCAUCUCAUGCGGCAGAUGGCCAAGUCUGCACUGGCAGCAUUUGCUGGGAGCUGACGUUCAUCAUCUCUACGUGUGCACAAUUAUUAGCUUUCUGUUUUGGUCUGGGGCUAUUGCAUGGUUGGAAACGACUGCUGUAGUCACUGGAAUCGAAUAUCGCCUUGCUUCCAUACUCAUAAGUAACAUCAUCAAUAGAUCCAAUGAUUUGAUCAUAUGUCAC
Molecule: messenger RNA, 1468 nt
Organism: Mycena citricolor
Lineage: Eukaryota; Fungi; Basidiomycota; Agaricomycetes; Agaricales; Mycenaceae
Source: the annotation of a GenBank genome assembly